CCUUGCAUGGCUCAUGGCUCUAGACGCGUCGUUCGUGCUCGAGUGCAUGCAGUUCUACGUCAAACGAGCGGAUCGCACUUCUUCGCAAUAGUCAUCCCAGGUGAUGCGAUUAGGCAGAGUUUUAGAUAGAACUCGCAGAAGUGCAACCCAUAAUUCAAUUAUGAGAGAUCUGAUGAUGCUCGAGAAUCAGUUACCUUUGUUCCUCGUGCAGAAGCUGCUAGAAAUGCAGUUGGGUUCUCAAGAUAAGGCGGAAGAAAGGCUUUCCAAUCUGGUGAGUCUCGUCUGUCAAGAAUGGUCGCCAUUUAUGUUGAAGAUGCGGGAUAGUUCAAGGCUGUGCAUAAAAGAGAGGGGUCACAUAUUGGAGGUGCUAUACUACUCUAUUGUCCCUGCAGCAGCAAUGGACGAUACCAUUUCUAAGAAGAAUGAUGACGAGAAUGUCUCUUUGCCGGACUCAACCUGCAUAACGCGUGCUCUGAAAGCUUUAUGGAACGUUCUCUCCUCGUUAAAAAUCAGUCUUGCUCAACUCUUGUCGGCACUCUCUGAGCGUGUCUUAAAAGGGAGGCCUGUCCAGUUGGUGACGCAGUUGUCCACGAAUCUUGUCUCUGCUUUUGAAACUCUAUCCAUUAAGCGCAAAGAUGAAAAUGAUGAGGAAACAGAUGAGGAGAGAGGAUAUUCCACAGUGGAAAUUCCUCCAACAUGUGACGAACUAGAAAUUCCCUCGGUCGCCGAAUUAUACUCAGCAGGAGUAACAUUCCGUCCAACUGACGGAGACCUUACCACAAUUCGCUUCGACAAGACCAGUGCAACUCUUUAUCUUCCCAAAUUGAGGUUGGAUUCCAGCACAGAAGUAGUUCUCAGAAAUCUGCUGGCUUUCGAAACUUCGGUGGCUCCUGGCGCUCUGAUCUUCACUCGCUACGCUGAUUUCAUGAACGGCAUCAUCGACACAGUCGAAGAUGUUCGGCUGCUGCGAAAGAGCGGUAUUAUCUACAAUCACCUGGCAGACGACGGAAAAGUCGCAAGCCUGUGGAACGGCAUGGGUAAAUGCGUCCAAUUGACGCGAGUUAAAUAUUUGGACCAAGUUAUAGCGGAUGUGAACAGGCAUUAUAAUAACAGAUGGAGCGUAGCUGCGAAGAAGUAUGUAAACAAAUACAUAUUUCGUUCAUGGCAGCUCCUCACUGUGUUGGCCGCGAGGAUACUUCUGCUUCUGACUUGCUUCCAGGCUUUUUGUUCUGUGUAUGACUGUAAGCGUUGGUGGAGCGACAGUAAUAUUUUGCAGGACUAA
Cryptomeria japonica (Japanese cedar) is the source of this 1282-nucleotide messenger RNA. RefSeq names its product putative UPF0481 protein At3g02645. Bases 104 to 1282 code for a protein of 392 amino acids. The transcript has a single exon. NCBI's taxonomy places the organism in Eukaryota, Viridiplantae, Streptophyta, Pinopsida, Cupressales, Cupressaceae. The record is from RefSeq and is a predicted model, not a curated record.